This is a messenger RNA of Chaetomium fimeti, 735 nucleotides long. RefSeq lists its product as uncharacterized. The annotation marks the transcript as partial. The transcript is spliced from 2 exons. NCBI's taxonomy places the organism in Eukaryota, Fungi, Ascomycota, Sordariomycetes, Sordariales, Chaetomiaceae. The record is from RefSeq and is a predicted model, not a curated record.
GCCCGUAGGUUGGCCAAUACGAGCACCCUCAAUAGGUUGGCGUCAAGACUUAAGGCCAAUCCGGCGGCCGAUCUGGCCCAGGUCUUGAAGCAACAGGCGGACGCGUAUCCGCAGCUUCGCCGCCGCCUUGAGCAAGCCGCGCUGGAGAAAGCAACAGCACAAGACAGCAAUAGCGACAGCGAUGGCGACGGUGGCCGCAACAGCGGGCCGGAACAUGGCGCUAGGAAAGCCAGCCCCCCGAAUGCAGAGCUGCCCCUGGCCGCGCAGAUCAAUCAGGCGAUUGGGAACGCGGAAGUGCUAUGGAGGCUGCACGGGACUAUAGUGUUAGGACUUAGCGUAUCCGUGGUUGUCAAGAUUGGGACAUCGCUCGAUCUCGACGAGGUGGCAAACUUGCGCUACAUCCACGCACACGUUCCGGAGGUCCCAGCGCCGUCGUUCUUGGGCUGUUUGAAAGCCGGGCGGAGAACCUAUCACUUUAUGUCACGAGCGGCUGGUAUUACUGGACUCGAAUCUGUGUGGUCAGACCUCUCCGCCGAACAUAAGACUUCGAUCAAGACGCAGCUCAACAACAUAUUUUGUGCAUUGCGCAAGGAACAUCACGGCGGCUCCAAGUUUUGUGGCUUCGUAUCCGCUAUCCGCAAGGACACGAGGAGGCAACAACGGGUGAGCGAGCCUACGAUUUGUACCGAGGCACAGUUCAACGACUUCUUGUGCUGCAAGGCUGGGAGGACCCCC